This is a messenger RNA of Brienomyrus brachyistius, 843 nucleotides long. RefSeq names its product arginine vasopressin-induced protein 1-like. The record is from RefSeq and is a predicted model, not a curated record. NCBI's taxonomy places the organism in Eukaryota, Metazoa, Chordata, Actinopteri, Osteoglossiformes, Mormyridae. Bases 220 to 756 code for a protein of 178 amino acids. The transcript has 3 exons.
UAUUGGUUACGUAGCAACAGUUGAAUCAAAAAUACGAAACUCCGUUCGGUUUCUGCAAGUCUUUCGGAGCGGUCUGUAGUAGAGCGGCUGUAUAAAGUCCUAUUAUAUUGUGUAGAGAACAUUUAAGCGCAUUUUUUUUCGGCGGCUAAAGGGCCAGAAGCUGAGUCCCCUUGUGGAGGGUAAAAAGAUUCUCAGCAACAGAGCAGAAGUCAGUGCAAGAUGAAGGUCUCUGUAAAGCCGGGUGCCAUCACUGGCCCCUCCCAGUCUUCGCCUGCAGCCCAUCGGCAGUGCUACCGCAAAGCCGGAUCGGCGAACAUCUUCCGAGGGGUUGACCUACGGCAGCUCCAGCAGCUGUUCCACACAUCGGGCGACCGCGAUGCGGAGAGGCGUGCACGGCUUGUGUGGAGCCUCUGCGGCCGGCCAGAGCUGGCCAGUGAUCUCUGGGGGCUCCGGAUACGCAGCUGCAAGAGGAGGCUGAAGGUGGAGGAGUCACACUGUGCCGUGUCCAGGUGGCUUCAUGCAUUUGGUCACCUAAGGAUUGAUGAGAGGUCAGCAAGCAGGUCAGACGAAGAGGAGGAUGAGGAGAUGGGGCAGGCAGCCAGCUGUGGGGGUGCUACCAAUGAUGAGGGCACAUCAGAGACUGAAGGAAACUCAGGAUCAGAGCUGCUGGAGACUUCACUUUGGCACCAAGCUAGAACCACCAAUCAGGGCAGCAGCAGAACCCAAGACUGUUACCUUCACCUUAUCCUACCCUGAUUGGCUACCUGGUACCAUUUUUUUCUCUCUUCAGUACAGCAGAAAUUUUGGAAGUAUAGUGGAGGAUAGCUCUUUUGCUGUGUUAUA